Molecule: messenger RNA, 479 nt
Organism: Mesitornis unicolor (brown roatelo)
Lineage: Eukaryota; Metazoa; Chordata; Aves; Mesitornithiformes; Mesitornithidae
Gene: NPC2
Product: Niemann-Pick disease, type C2
Exons: 3
Biological process (GO): intracellular cholesterol transport; cholesterol efflux
Molecular function (GO): cholesterol binding
Source: RefSeq, a predicted model, not a curated record
AUAGACGGCAGCAUCCAGGAGGUGAACGUGAGCCCCUGCCCCACGCAGCCCUGCCUGCUCCACAAGGGGACAUCCUACAGUAUCAAUGUCACCUUUGCUAGCAAGAUCGAGAGCCAGGGCAGCCAAGCGAGGGUGUACGGCGAGAUGCUGCAUGUGGACAUACCCUUUCCCAUUCCUGAGCCUGACGGAUGCAAGUCUGGGAUCCAGUGCCCCAUUCAAAAGGGCCAUUCCUACAGCUACCUGAAUAAACUCCCCGUGAAGAGCGAGUACCCUAGUAUUAAACUGAUUGUGAAGUGGGAGCUGGUGGAUGACCAGGGCCAGAUGUUGUUCUGCUGGAAGAUACCAGUACAGAUCACCAGCUGAGGAGCCCUGCCAUUAGUAGGGCUUGGGGAGGGGAAAAACAGAAGAAAACACACACCAAAUUCUUUUAUAUAAUAAGCAUUUCUUACUGCUUCCUUCAGAGCUCUGUAGCCUCUGAG